Cricetulus griseus (Chinese hamster) is the source of this 6670-nucleotide messenger RNA. The record is from RefSeq and is a predicted model, not a curated record. Lineage: Eukaryota; Metazoa; Chordata; Mammalia; Rodentia; Cricetidae.
UGUGCAGUUAUGGCCACCCAGGUGAUGGGGCAGUCUUCUGGAGGAGGAAGUCUAUUCAGCAACAGUGGCAGCAUGGGCAUGGCCUUACCCAACGACAUGUAUGACUUACAUGACCUCUCCAAAGCUGAACUGGCUGCACCUCAGCUCAUUAUGUUAGCAAAUGUGGCCUUGACUGGGGAAGUCAAUGGCAGCUGCUGUGAUUACCUGGUGGGUGAAGAAAGACAGAUGGCAGAGUUGAUGCCUGUUGGGGAUAACUUCUCAGAUAGUGAAGGGGAAGGACUUGAAGAAUCUGCUGAACUAAAAGGUGACCCCAGUGGGCUGGUAAACAUGGAACUGAGAAGUUUGGAGCUAAAUGCUGUGGAACCACAGCCUGUAUUUGAAACAUCAGCUGCACCAGAAAUGUACAACUCCAAUAAGGAUCUCCCUCCCGAAACGAUCGGGACAGAGGACAAGUGCAAGAAUUUGAAGGCCAAGCCAUUUCGCUGUAAGCCGUGCCAGUAUGAAGCCGAAUCCGAAGAGCAGUUUGUACAUCACAUCAGGGUUCACAGUGCAAAAAAGUUUUUUGUGGAAGAGAGUGCAGAGAAACAGGCCAAAGCCAGAGAAUCUGGCUCCUCCACGGCCGAGGAGGGGGACUUCUCUAAGGGUCCCAUUCGAUGUGACCGCUGUGGCUAUAAUACCAACCGGUAUGAUCACUACACGGCUCACCUAAAGCACCACACCAGGGCCGGGGAUAAUGAGCGAGUCUACAAGUGUAUCAUCUGCACGUACACAACAGUUAGCGAGUAUCACUGGAGGAAACACCUGAGAAACCAUUUCCCCAGAAAAGUCUACACAUGUAGCAAGUGCAACUAUUUUUCAGACAGGAAAAAUAAUUAUGUCCAACAUGUUCGAACUCAUACAGGAGAACGCCCUUAUAAAUGUGAACUUUGUCCUUACUCAAGUUCCCAGAAGACUCACCUAACUCGACACAUGCGCACUCAUUCAGGUGAGAAGCCAUUUAAAUGUGAUCAGUGCAGUUAUGUGGCUUCAAAUCAGCACGAAGUGACCCGGCAUGCAAGACAGGUUCACAAUGGGCCUAAACCUCUUAAUUGCCCUCACUGUGACUACAAAACAGCAGAUAGAAGCAACUUCAAAAAGCAUGUUGAACUGCAUGUUAACCCAAGGCAGUUCAACUGCCCUGUGUGUGACUAUGCAGCUUCCAAGAAGUGUAAUCUACAGUAUCAUUUUAAAUCUAAGCAUCCUACGAGCCUUAAUAAAACGAUGGAUGUCUCAAAAGUGAAACUAAAGAAAACCAAAAAGAGGGAGGCUGCUGACUUGCAUAGUAAUGUCACCAAUGAAAAAACAGAGACAGAACAAGCAAAAACAAAGGGGGAUAUGUCUGGAAAGAAAAACGAGAAAUCCCUAAAAGUAGAGAAAAAAGAUGUUUCAAAAGAGAGGAAAUCUCCUGGCAAUGUCUCAGUGGUCCAGGUAACUACCAGAACUCGGAAAUCAGCGACGGAGACUAAAGCAGCAGAGAUGAAACACAUAGCUGUACAUACAGGAAAUAAUUCAGAAAAAUUCAGUAAAGCCAAGAAAAACAAAAGAAAGAUGGAUUCUGAAGCCCAUUCCUCAGGUGAUCCCGUGAAUGAGGAACCAGUGACAAAAAAGAAAAAAAAGGUAGAAAGCAAAUCCAAAAAUAGUACCGAGGUGCCAAAGGGUGACAGCAGGAUGGAGGAGAUUAAGGGGGACACGAAAAAGCAAAACACUUCCAUUAAAAAAGGUGCAAAGAAGAAAACUCCAAAAAGUAAAUCAAGUAAGAAAGUCAGCAGACCGGCUCAGGAGACUCAGACAGAGCCUUCUUCUACAGAGCGGGUGCACGGGGAGGGCCCUCCAGUUCCUGUGCUCAGUCAGCUGGUGGGCACUCUGGCAGGCUCCACGCAGACAGGGCUUCCUUCUCCCAUGGAUGUUGCUCAGACAGGGCCUAGUCAGAUGGAGGUUUCCCAGACAGGGGGUCCUCUGGGCGAGCUGCCUCUUCCCAUGGAGCUUACCCAGGUAGAACUGCCUCUUCCCAUGGAUCCUCCCCAGGUGGAGCCUCCUCUCGUGGAUCCUCCUCAGGUGGAGCUGCCUCCUCCCAUGGAGCCUCCUCAGGUGGAGCUGCCUCCUCCCAUGGAGCCUCCGCAGGUGGAGCUGCCUCCUCCCAUGGAGCCUCCGCAGGUGGAGCUGCCGCCUCCCAUGGAGCCUCCGCAGGUGGAACAUUGUCAGAAAGAGCUGUCUUCUCCUUUGGACUAUGCUCAGAUGGAGGUUGCUCAGACAGAGCCUCCUCACAUGGGAUGUGUUCAGAAAGAGCCUCCUGAGGUUGUGGAGCCACCUCAAGUCAAACCGAUUACCAAAAGGUCAUCUCCCCGGAAAGAUGGGAGAAGUUCAAAGGAGAGGUUGAACAUGCGGAGUGAGAUGGUGCGGCAGGAGCAAGUUCUUAUUGAAGUUGGCCUAGUGCCUGUUAGAGAUAGCCAUCUUCUAAAGGAAAGCAAGAGUGCACAGGGUCUUCCAGCCCCGUCAUCACCACUGCCAAAGGGAAACUCAAGGAGAGAAGAGAUGCCCAUGGACCAAAAGAUUGUCUCUGAUGCAGUAGGAAAUAAAACAGGCCCUCUUAAGAAAGUAGAAACAGAGGAAGCCAGUGAGAGUCUAGCUGAGCUUGCUGCUCCCAAGGAAUCUGCUAGUGUCUUAUCUUUAGAACAGAACUCAAGUGUGCCAGAUGGUGAAACAUUACGUGCUAAGUGUGAGACUGGUUCAACUGGGGUUUGUGAAAUGGAAGUGGACCCUGAGCAGAAAACAGCAGACAGUGUCCCUGUGAAAGACUCAACAGGUGAACCAGUGUCACCACCGCCUCUUAUCCCUUCAGUUGAACGUGAAGCAGCUUCACCAGCUGUCACUUUGGCUCAAAACGAGUCUCAGGAAAUUGAUGAAGAUGAAGGCAUCCAUAGCCAUGAUGGAAGUGACCUGAGUGAUAAUAUGUCUGAGGGUAGUGAUGAUUCUGGUCUGCAUGGGGCCCGGCCGGUGUCACAAGAAGGUAGUUCAAAAAAUGGAAAGGAAGGCUUGGCAGUUAAAGUAACCGAGGGAGAUUUUACUUGUAUUUUCUGUGAUCGAUCUUUUAGAAAGGAGACAGAUUACAGCAAACACCUCCAUCGACAUUUGGUUAAUGUGUACUUCCUUGAAAAAGCAGCAGAGGGGCAGGAGUAGUACCAAGGCGGAAGUGAGUUCAUAGUUUCCAAACAUGUCUCUACUUUUAGUUUGUUAGAAAUGCAAGCUUGCUUUAGUGUCAAGUGCUGAUUUUUAAGUGACAUUCUUUUUCUUAGGACUAUAUGGCUUAUCUAGUGACUCUUGCAUAAAUCUUAGCGAAUCCUAGGGAGUUAAUGUUAAGAAAACAGGUAUUUAAAUGUUAGUUUGCAGUCAGGUGAAAAGAAAAAGGCAAGAUAGUAGAACACGCUCUCUACCUACAACCUUACCAGUUUUUUUCUGUCCUUUUUACUUUAGUUUCUACUUUUAGUUUCUAGUUUAGACUGAUAAAAAUUGGCGUAGCAAAUUACUUGAAGAAUUUGCCUGCUUUAUAUAAGUAAAGUUAGCACUUUAAAGUUUCUUUAGAGUUGAGAAAAGACAUUUAAAUUGAAGAAAAAUUCUUUUCAACAGUGGACAUUCUAUCUGUCCAGGUCAUUGCUUGACUUAUGGUCAAUACUUUGUGUUUGUAUGUUAAUCAUUAUAAAAAGUGAUUUUUGGUGUUUUUUAUUUUGGUGCUUUACUGGCUUAAGAUGUUGCACAUGGUUCUUGUUUUUGUUUUUUAACCUAUGCAGUUAAUUUUCCCUCCUAGAUAUAGCGUUGUGUUUAAUAGUAACACUUUAUACAUAUGCAUGUUUUUUUUUUUCUUUUGGGAGGGUGCUUUUUUUAGGCUUGUUUGCAAAAGCGCCAUUUUCCUUUUCUUUGCUGCAAUUGUCUUUCUUUGCAGAACAAUAGUGUGCAAAUUUAUGAGCAAUGGAACAUGCAGGUUCAAUCCAUUGUUUAUUUUUUUACUUUAAUUUUCACCUUUAUCUAUGCCAGAAUCAGUUUCAUAUAAGUUAUUUUGAAUGGUGAGCAUAUGUGUAAUUCCACAGCUCUCCAGUCUGAUUUGUAGAGUAAGCCAUUAGGUCCCAUAUUGAACAAAAUUUAAUCUCAAAUAUCAGCCAUUAGAAUUUUUUUAUUUUGCUGUUUCUAGCUUAUUUCUUACAGAGUAAUAAAUCAUUCUUUGAAGAGUUUAUUUUUUCAAUAGAUGUUGGCAUUGGGAUGGCUACUCAACCGAAUAAAGAAUUCCAAGUGAUUCUUGGAAACAGCAAACCUGAAGCCAAGCAUAAUUAUCCUUCCUAGAAUAUCACUUGUGAGAAAGCCAUCAUGGCCUUGUGGCUAAUCUAGAAUGGAGUGCUGAGUUCUGGUAAAUAGCUGCAUCUUCCUUCCAGUGAGUACCUGAAUAGGGCUGAUGUUAAUUAAGUACAGUCCAGAUUUGAAGAAUCAUACUUUCUCAGGGAUCUCCACAAACUAGUGGGUGUCCUCGAUGCCCUGUGAGACAACCUAUGUAGAGGAGAGGCUGCAAUUAAAUCGUAGCUAUCCUGGUGUCCCUUUGGGGACACUGGUAUGGGAAACUGCAUGCUCCAGAACUCGUUCUGUGUUCUUUGGCCCAUGCCAGAGUGUGACAUAGUACAACAUGGGAUUUUUCUUACUGGUAGUAGUAAACAAAGUAUGGUCCCAAUCGGGAAUUGUAACAUUUUGAUGGUCAUGUUCUGUUUUGAAAUAACCUGUAUUUCAUUUAUUUUCUUUUACCUGGCGAUCUCUGAACAGGCUUCAGAUUUUGACAGUUCAUGAAAGAUGCAACAAGCAUUAAUGUAUGGGUGAAAAGCAUGGUGAAAUUCUGAGUGAAGUUUUAGUUAAAGUUGGUUGAACUUGGGCUUGACUGGGAGGCCAAAGAUAUAAAAAGCAGAAGAUUCUCUCAAGACACAAGUUGUGUGAUAAUAGUGUGUUUUGUAUGUGUGAAUGAGAAUUUAUAAAUGUUGAAUUCUAGGCUCCGACAAUCAUUGCCAGUGCAGAUCAAGCUGCAAGUAUUUAUGUUUUAAAACUUAAAUUAUAAAGCUAGUUAGGUCUUUCUAACAACUAGUUUUAAUGUUCAUGAGCACAUUUUACCUACAUUACCUUUUCAAGAUGUUGUAAAAGAUACAUCCCAAGCACAGGUUGGAGGCUUUCAUAUAGCAGAGGAAAACAAUACCUUCUGGGAAUUGAACUAAAAUUUAAUCUACCUUUCUAAGAUUGGAAGUCAAAAACAAAACCAUAAAGAAAAUUAACCUCAUUUAAUUGAUCUUUGAAAUUGAGCGGGACUAUUGAGGCCUUUCUUCGAGAAAACAAGGACUUGGUUGUCAGGCCUAUAUUAGGCCUGGACCUUGGUGCCAUGUAUUUGUACUUACAUUGUCUCAACGGAAAGUGUCUUAGUGAUUGGAACUUCUAGUACAGUUUGGAGUUCUUCCAAUUGAAACUGUGAUAUUUGCGUGGGAUUUUUGAAUCUUGUUUUCUAGUCUCUCCUUCCCCACCACCACCCUCAGAGUCGGAGGGAGAUUUUUCUCUUGAUAAAGGAACAAAAAAAGUGAACAUCUUAUUUGUAAAUUGAUAACUAGUAACUAGUGGUAAACUUGAAAUGUAGAAUUCUUUAAAGCCUAAUCCUGGGUAGCCUUAGGAAGAUGUAUCUUAAUUAUUUUUGAGCCUGUAUUCACCUUGUUUUUUCAAGAUAUCUUAAGUUAUAUUUUCUUUUUCAGAGCUGCUUCUUAUUUGGGGCUACUUUUUUUUUUUUUUAAUUGAGGCGUAAUUCAUAAAAGGGUACAUUGUUUAUUGUUUUCAUGAGACUUUCUACAGUUGUGGCUGGAUGUCUUUCAGUAGUCUUCCAAGGAGGGCCAUUUUACUUUAAAGUCACGAGGUCAUCGACUGGGACUACUUUGCAUAUAAGUGCUUAUGCAAAUUAAAACCCAAGUUGACUUCAAGCAGUUCACUCUAUGAAUAUUGACAAUGGAAAGAACACUUUGCCUUUUUGUAUAUUGUUACUUGUGGACUGAAAUGCUGAAGAAACUCCAUUUUUUUUUUUUGCAAAAAUCAAGGUAUAUUCUAGGGUUUCCUGGUUGACCUCAACAGAUGAAGUGAGUUAAUAGUCUUAGUUCAGAAAUGAUCUGAAUGUGUAGAUUUACAGUCUACGUGUACGGCUGGCUAAAUGAGAUAGCUUUUACAGUUCUACAUGUAUCCCAUAGGCUCCCCAUUAGUUACUGAACUCUUAAAAACUGGUAUUGUAACAUUACAACAAUGUUUUGCGCCAAUUUUAUAAACCUUUACAGUGCAAUAUGUGUUACUUUUCUGAGGCAAACCAAAGGUAUAUUUCUCAAGGUUCUGCUGCCUUCAGCAGCACUUGAUGGAGGAUCUUUUAUACAUUUGUAAUAGAUAGAAAUAAACCAGAUUGCAGUUUUUGUUUUUCUGUUUUUUUUUUUUUUUUUUUUUUUUUUUUUUUUUAUUGUAAACCAUGUACCAAGUUUUUGGUCAAGAUUGUGUAGGAUAAGUUAAACAUAAUUGCAUUCUAUUAACCAAUAUGAGUGUAUUUCUUAUGCAUAUAGUUACAUUGAAAUAAAGUUCUAAAAAAGCA